Chinchilla lanigera (long-tailed chinchilla) is the source of this 536-nucleotide messenger RNA. RefSeq names its product dermcidin (gene Dcd). Gene Ontology annotation, cellular component: extracellular region. The transcript is spliced from 5 exons. Bases 120 to 536 code for a protein of 138 amino acids. Gene Ontology annotation, biological process: killing of cells of another organism. Gene Ontology annotation, molecular function: peptidase activity. Lineage: Eukaryota; Metazoa; Chordata; Mammalia; Rodentia; Chinchillidae. The record is from RefSeq and is a predicted model, not a curated record.
CAGACACCAGCCAGCUCCAACCAGCCCUUGUUGACUUAGUGGGUGGCUCUAAGGUGGGAGAAGAGGAGGAGAGGAGAACACACCACCAGAACACUGGUUCCCAUUGGUCCCUGUCAUGAAUGAAAGAGGCUCAACAAGACAGUACCAACAACUUCAGUCUGAGGAUCUCAGGAUUCUGUAGCAUCCCUGCUCUGAGGCACGCAAGCAUGAGAUUCCUGGCUCUGCUCUUCCUGGCAGCUCUGGUGUGGGCUCUCGUCUGUGCCGGUGACCCAGACACUGCCUCGACCCCAGGAUCGGUGAAUGAACCCCACAAGACAUUAGUUGCCAAAAAGGAAAAUGCGGAAAACCCAGGCUUAACCAGUAAGACACCAAAGCCAUCAAGGAACCGGAGAUCCGGCCCUCUGGAAACCAUCCUAGAAAAAGGCCAAGAGGGACUGGAAAUGAUUAAGGAGAUCAAAGACUCAGUAAUGCAAAAAAUUGAAGCUCUAAAACGCAAGGGUGAAGGCAUCAGGAGUGCACUAGCCAGGGAAAGCUAA